CCCACCCCGGCAGCACCGGCCCAACACCAAGACCUCAUGUCUCUGGAGCUGACUCCAGGCCCUAUGGAUACCCCAAAGUUUGGGGGCUACUAAAACUCAAGAAGGAGGGAGAGGCACCGAUAAAGAGACCUAACGAGAGAAGAGAGCGGGACGAGUCUUCAAGGCUCUCCGGGGCAUCAUGUCGACAGGCCCCGGGAUGGGAGAGGAGGCAAUACCGGGGGCCCCUCGACCUCUGGGCCCCGUCGGGCUCCAGACCUUACUCGACCUGCUGGUGGGGGUCUACCAGGAGUUCUGCUCCUCACCCCUCUCCAGGGAGAAGUAUGUCUCUGGCUUCCUCGCAUGGGCGGACCCUCUGGUGAGGCAGGUGAAGAAGACCCGCAUCAAGAGAGAAGACUUCCACAUCCUAAAAGUAAUUGGUCGAGGGACCUUCAGUGAGGUUGCCGUGGCAAGAAUGCGUAGCACGCAACAGGUGUACGCUCUGAAGAUUAUGAACAAGUGGGAUAUGCUAAGGAGAGGAGAUACGGCGUGUUACCAGGAGGAGCGGGAGGUCCUGUUGAGAGGAGACCGGCGCUGGAUCACAGAGCUGCAUUAUGCCUUCCAGGACGACGACUAUCUGUAUUUAGUCAUGGACUACUAUGUGGGAGGGGACCUGCUCACUCUGCUGAGCAAGUUCGGAGAUCGGAUCCCAGAGGAGAUGGCCCAGUUCUACCUGGCCGAGAUGAUCCUGGCCAUCGACUCUGUCCACAGGCUAGGUUACGUGCACAGAGACAUCAAACCGGACAACAUUCUGCUGACGGCGGACGGACACAUCCGGCUGGGGGACUUUGGCUCCUGUCUGAGGGUCCUGAAGGACGGCAUGGUCCAUUCCUCCUUGGCGGUGGGCACCCCAGACUACCUUUCCCCUGAGAUCCUGCGGGCGGUGGAUGGAGGGGGAGGCUACGGCCCCGAGUGUGACUGGUGGGCACUCGGGAUCUGCGCCUACGAGAUGCUUCUGGGCACCACUCCCUUUUAUGCAGAGUCCAUCUCCGAAACCUAUGCCAAGAUCAUCCACUUCCAGGAUUACUUUGAGCUCCCCCCGUUGGGCCCCGAGGUGUCGGACACAGCCCGCUCCUUCAUCGCGGGGCUGGUCUGCGAGAGGGAGGAGCGGCUGGGCUCCGGGGGCUUCGGAGACUUCAGGGGCCACCCCUUCUUCUGCCACCUGGACUGGAGCGCCCUGCACAAACUCCCCGCCCCCUACCUGCCCGAGGUCGCGGACGCCACGGACACCGCCAACUUUGACGUGCACGACGACUGCCUGAGUGACAUGGAAACACUCUCCGAUGUCAUGGGAAGAGCUCCCACAGGUGUGCACCUUGCCUUCGUGGGAUACUCCUACACAGCUACCAGCCAGACCGGUGCAGUAGACCGCAGCCUAGACAUCAUGCUGGAGAUCGACCACAGCAGGCUCGGGGAAAACGAAAGGCUGAUUUCUGCAGAGAAGCUGCUUCAGGUGUGGCAGGACUCUUUGCCAGAGGACCUGAGCGGUCUCUUAGAGCUCCCUCUAGUGACGGACCAUGCAACAACCUCUAAGCAUACCACCAUAGAGGAAGAAAAAGAAGAAGUAGAAGAAGAAGAAGAGGAAAUAGAAGAGGUAGAGGAAGAGGAAGUAAAAGAAGACGAGGAAGAGGAAGGAAAUGAGGAACAAAUUUCAGGCCUUGAUGAAGACUUGCAAGGACGGUUACAGGAAGCAGAAAGGAGAUACUGUGAGUUGGAGAAGGAAAUGGAGAGACUGAGGGGUGAGAUGCAGGACUGGAGAACAAACAAGUCAACAGCCCUGACUCUGUGCCCGUCAGCUUUCCCUCUGACUGCCCACUGUGUGGAAUCACCACGGGAUGAGGCGAAGGCGCCCCCUUUCUGCCACUACCCUCUGGUGAUCCACACUCACCGCCACAUGCUCCUGUUUCACAGGGUGCGACUGCCCCAUGUGAAGAGUGAGCAUUACCUGCUGGUGUGUGCCAAGGGAGGGGAGGAGUGCCAGGCUCCCUGGGACAGACGCCUCACCACCGAGCUCUCCUGACCACAGACCAGCGCCUCCACCACCACCCUCUCGCUCUUCCUCUCUGGCCCCCGCUCCUUUUAUGUCCGCUCCCUCUGCUGAACUCUCUCGGUCUCUGGGUGGGAGAAGGAGGACCGGAAGGCCCUUCUCAGGCGCCGUCUACAACGUGGCCAAAGAGCCUCUGGGAAAAUAACCUUCGGAGUGGGGCAGAGUUGCGGAGACCCCUGGAUUAGCAGGCCAAAGAGAGAGCUGUGCCGCGUGCGAGUGAUACGACAGAAAGCACCACUCAGAGCGGGAAGGUUGCACAACACAGCGAUGGUGUUUCUCACGAGGGAAGUUGGAAAGACAGGUCGGAGGUGGAUGUCCCGGUUUCAAAUGACCUGGUUUGGUGCUAACUGUUCGCCAUAGAGUUGCACCAACGGGGAUCUAGGACCGGGUUGACCUUAACUGCUUUUUGGUUGUAUUUUCUUAUUUGUUCACUCUUUGAAAGGGCACGACAAGCGAGUGAAACAAAGAGAGGGGUCCUUGAGACGACCCCCUCCAAUGCAUUAUCUCCACCCGGCUUAGAUCUCAGACUGUAUACAACUUGCUUUGUGUUUUUUGUACCAUGCAUAUGCACCUUGGGGUGGUUUGAGCUUGUUGUGUUGCACUACUUAAGUCAUGUGUUGCUGUGCCCCAUUUAUCUUUUAGGUAUUUGAAAGGUUGCCCUUCUGCUUGUGAUUCUUUAAUAUAUAAUGCAUGUUUACUCCAUGGGUUAUUUCAGGGGUGAUGGUGUGAACCGUGACCGGGGACUGAAGCACUGUUAUGACCAGUGUAGGGGCCUGCUUCAAAAGCACGGCUCUUAACCAUGGUUUAGAAAUGAGGUGUGUGACGUGGGCAAUACCUUUGAAUGAAUUUGAAUGUAUAAUAAGUACCAUUAGGAAAAUGAUUUAUUUAUAAUGUGCCUUAAUAAUUAUAGGUUGGUCAUCAAAUGAAUAUAAAUAUAGGAGAAAACUAAUAUCUGAUUGGAUUUUGAAUGGAUGGGUGUGUGUGUGUGUGUGUGUGUGUGUGUGUGUGUGUGUGUGUGUGUGUGUGUGUGUGUGUGUGUGUGUGUGUGUGUGUGUGUGUGUGUGUGUGUGUGCGCGCGCGUUUGCUUGUGUAUUCGUAAGUGUGUCAGAGUGCAUAUGGGUCUUUCAGCAAAUAUGUCUUUAUACGACAACACAUUCAACAUAAAAAGUUCACUCAGUCUUGACAAAGGGAGUUUAAGGCUAACAUCAAUUAUUAAACAAAGAAACAGAAACCAAAAAUACAGAUGACUGUUCCUGCUAAAUCUUAAUAAUCUCUUGGACUGGAUCUGUAGAAGGCUGAGUAAAGAAUUGAGAAAAUACUCUAGAAUGUAGCACAACAAAUUGGGUAAUUUCAUAUCUUUCUUUUUUAGCUGUGAAUAUCACUUUAUGGAAAUAGCUCAAAUAGAAUGCCAAUUGCACCUUUAUAACAUAUGGCUGCUGCCAAUUCAUUAAGCCAGCAGAAAACCGUGCUGAAAUUUGAAAGUUAUUUUACAACCACGCCACUCCUAGAUCUCUGAGUCCAUGCUUUAUAUCAUAUCCUUUUAUGUCAUUACAUUUCUAUUUCGUCCCUACACGACCAAGAUAUUUUUGAAUCAAAAUAAAG
Gadus chalcogrammus (walleye pollock) is the source of this 3685-nucleotide messenger RNA. Its product is annotated as myotonin-protein kinase. The transcript has 15 exons. Gene Ontology annotation, cellular component: cytoplasm; cytoskeleton. Gene Ontology annotation, biological process: actomyosin structure organization; peptidyl-threonine phosphorylation. Gene Ontology annotation, molecular function: protein serine/threonine kinase activity; ATP binding. The record is from RefSeq and is a predicted model, not a curated record. Lineage: Eukaryota; Metazoa; Chordata; Actinopteri; Gadiformes; Gadidae. Bases 179 to 2056 code for a protein of 625 amino acids.